UCAUAUGCGGGAAAUGCACCAUACAGCAAUCUACUGCAGCACUGCAUUACAUCUCCAACAUCUCAUUGUACUGCUGCACUUCAGAAACACUGCAUUUUUUGUCUCAUGAAGAAUAAAGAUAUUGUAGUCCAGUCCGCUGGUCUGAAUAAAGAAUAAAGAUAUUGUAGUCCGCUGGUCUGAAUAAAGAAUAAAGAUAUUGUAGCCCAGUCCGCUGGUCUGAAUAAAGAAUAAAGAUAUUGUAGUCCGCUGGUCUGAAUAAAGAAUAAAGAUAUUGUAGCCCAGUCCGCUGGUCUGAAUAAAGAAUAAAGAUAUUGUAGUCGGCUGGUCUGCUCUGUUUCGGAACUGCAGUUAAUCUUUGUGGGUCACACUGGACAAGUUGGUCCAAGUUGGACACCGUUGUCCACCCACUCUCAGACAUCACACACACACACACAACUCUUCUGUGUAACGUUUCUAAUGUAGUCUAAACAAUGGCUCGCGCAGCUGCACAUAGCGCGGAACGGGGAAAUCCCUCGGGCCCCGGUGUAGCGGCCAGUUCCGCCAGCGCGAGGCUGCAGUCAGCUGGAGUCGCGUGAGAGCUGCUGUUAAUUGAGAGGGGCUGGCAGUGGUCUCGCGCAGCUCCGAGGUCUGUUUGUCAGAGGAAGCUUUGUGUGCGCGACAGGCAGGGAUGCCUGGUUUCCGGUAACAAAGUCGGGACGGCUCGCCUCCGGGAGUCGUGGAAAACUACAGCGCGCGUAGACUUUCACACUGCUGUCUUCAGUGCAACCGGACCGAGCAGAGGAGAAUGGCUAGGCGGUCUCGCGGGAGCGAACAGCUGCGAGCAACCUUGUUCACGGAACCGGGCUGCCUUCACGCUCACAUCUGAACACGAUGACUUGGAGUUGAGCAGAAGUUGUGUUGCGCGUGCAGUUUUGUGCUCUGUGCUGAGAGCUCGAGACAGUCGCUCGAGAUAUGGCUUUGUCUUUGAGGAGUUGGGUCGCCAACGAAGGAAGCAAGAACAUUCUGUUGGUAGUGUGGCUGACUGUGAAUGCUGUUGUGUUCUGGAGAACCUUCGCACUCUACUCCUACGGGCCUCAGUACCAUUAUCUACAUCAGAUUCUAGGGAUGGGCCUGUGUGUGAGUCGAGCGUCGGCCUCUCUGCUGAAUCUGAACUGUUGUCUGGUGCUUCUGCCCAUGUGCCGAUCCCUCCUGACCCACCUUAGGGGCACACACAAGGUUUGGGCACGUAGUGGGCGGAGGCUUCUGGACCAGAGUAGGAGUUUCCACUCGGCCUGCGGCACAGCAAUCUGUGUGUUCUCAGUGAUCCAUGUAUCAGCACAUCUGGUGAAUGCUGUAAGUUUCUCUGUGAAGUUCUCUGAUGAAUUCCCCUCUCUCAAUAUGGCACAAUACAGAGGCCAGGAUCCCAGAAUUAUCAUACUAACAACAGUUCCAGGGGUCACAGGGGUGUUGAUGGUUGUCAUCCUCUUCCUGAUGUUCACUGCAUCCACACACUGCAUCAGGAUGAGCAGUUAUGAAGUAUUCUGGUACACACACAACCUCUUCAUUCUCUUCUACGUUAUACUCAUGGUGCAUGCGGUCGGGGGCGCUUUGAAGCACCAGACCAACCUGGACACACACACACCAGGAUGCAUGCCAACCAACCACAGCAGUGCGCAAGAUACCUCAACCAAUCAGGAGAGGGAACUGGAGGAUUGGCAACAAAGGGAACCAAUCUGCAGAGAGGAGGCCCAAUUUCAGUCUCACUUUCCAGAGACAUGGCUGUGGGUCCUGGUUCCUCUCUGUGUGUACUGUACAGAGCGAGUGUGUCGCUACAUCAGAAGCCGCACGCCUGUCACCAUAGUUACUGUUCUCAGUCAUCCCUGUGAUGUCAUCGAAGUCCGUAUGCUGAAGGACGGCUUCAAGGCCAAACCAGGCCAGUACGUCCUGUUGAACUGUCCCAGUGUGUCGUCAUUUGAAAACCAUCCCUUUACUCUCACAAUGUGUCCAACAGAGAAGAAAAGGACUUUUGGAAUCCAUCUGCGUGUUGUAGGAGACUGGACAGAGCGCUUCUCCCAGCUGCUUUUCCCUGAGGUCUCGUCUGGUGACCACAUCCUUCCCAUGAUGCAACAGAGGAACUUUCCCAAGGUGUGUGUAGACGGUCCAUUCGGCAGCCCCUCGGAGGAAGUGUUUGGCUAUGAGCAGAGUGUGUGUGUGGCGGGAGGGAUCGGAGUCACACCCUUUGCCAGCGUGCUCCAUGCGCUCCUUGAAGGCUGGAGUCAGUACAAACUGAGGAGGCUGUACAUUGUGUGGGUGUGUAGGGAGCUGCAGUCAUUCUACUGGUUUGCAGAUCUGUUGUGUUCUCUACAUCACAAGCUUUGGCAGGAGAAUUGCCCUGAUUACCUGAACAUCAGACUCUACCUCAGCAACACGUCAGAUUUACAGCAUCUAUGUGAGGAGCGGUACCAAGCCCUCAGGUCUCGGCUGGUGAUUGGCCGUCCAAAGUGGAAGCUGUUGUUUGACGAGAUCGGCAGAACCAAUCAGAAUAAGCGUGUGGGGGUGUUCUGCUGUGGACCACGGGGGAUGUCACAAGCCUUACACACACUCUGCAACUCCAAUCAACACACACACACCACCUUCGAGUUCAACACAGAGACCUUCUGCUGACACACACAGCACCAACCCCCCCCCCCAACACACACACACAGUGUUCCCCUCAGGACCUGUGUGUGUGUGGAUUGCGUGCUUGUACAAAAUAUAUUUGUAUCUGUGAGUAUUUUAAAUAAUUAAACAGGAUUUUU
Molecule: messenger RNA, 2777 nt
Organism: Alosa sapidissima (American shad)
Lineage: Eukaryota; Metazoa; Chordata; Actinopteri; Clupeiformes; Clupeidae
Product: NADPH oxidase 4
Exons: 18
Coding region: 952-2643 (563 amino acids)
Biological process (GO): superoxide anion generation; defense response
Cellular component (GO): NADPH oxidase complex; plasma membrane
Molecular function (GO): superoxide-generating NAD(P)H oxidase activity
Source: RefSeq, a predicted model, not a curated record